AUGGUACGGGAGCCGGUCAUCUACCGGUUGGGGCACGACUUCGACCUGGUCACCAACAUCAGGCGCGCGGACGUCAGAUCGGAUGUCGGCUGGGUGGUUCUGGAGCUGGAAGGCUCCGAUGAAGAGAUCCAGCGCGGCCUGGACUGGGUUGGCAACACGGGCGUACGGGUUGAUCCCAUCGCGGGAGACGUCAUAGAGGGCUGA
Messenger RNA from Geodia barretti, 204 nucleotides. The record is from the annotation of a GenBank genome assembly. NCBI's taxonomy places the organism in Eukaryota, Metazoa, Porifera, Demospongiae, Tetractinellida, Geodiidae.